AUACAGCACAGUGCCCGUACGCCAUAUGGGCACGGACGCCCUGACGUUGACAACGGCGCCUGUGUACCGUAUGGGCGAGCUUGUAUUUGGCAUCGUAAGCGCGUUUAGCGUGUCUCCGAAGCAGUUUUGUCAAGUAAUGUGGAGGUAGUUCAUUCUUCUUCCGCAAGAGGCCAGCACUUAUCGGCUAUCUCAUACUGGAAGCGGUUGUGAGCACUACAUAGAUGAAGUUAUCUGCAGUUCAUUCACAGGUGUUUACGAUCACAAAAAUGGUGCACAGUGAGUUGAUGGAGGCUGAGAUCUUAGAUAUUCUUUAUGGAGAAGCAGGAUCUGAAUUUGACGAUUCUGACAAAGAGGAUUCUUACUCUCCAGACAAAAGUACAAGUGAUGAUUCAGACAGUGGUACAGACCAUCAGUCACCAUCUGUGGUACCUAGUAGUGUGCCUCACUGAGCAAAAAGAGCAAGAUUGGUCGGAACUAGACGAUCAGCCAGUACUGCCGGAUUUCCAGGAAGUAGUCUGCGUAACAUCACAUUUUUCAGAUGCCACUGAGGAGAUUCCGUAUUUUAGUUAUUUCUGUGAUGACGAGAUUAUUUGGCACAUCGAAAGUGAAACGAAUCGGUAUGCUGGUAACGUUAUUACAGCAAUGAAACUCAAAGGUAGCCUGAAAAUAAACCAUGUUAGGCAUAAGUGGUCUGCAGUAAAAUUGCAAGAGAUUUACUGUUUUUCAGUGUUAGUUUGCAUAUGUGCGUCAUCAAAUUGCCGAAAAUCAGUGACUAUUGGUCAACAGACUCAUUUUUGCAGACAGGAUUUGCGAGUAAAUUUUUGAGUCGUGAUCAAUUUUACGCUAUAUUGUGGAUGUUACACUUGAACGACAAUGCUACGUUCAUUAGCAGAGGUGAAGAAAAGGCGACCCACUUCACAAAGUUAGGUCUUUCUUUGAUUUCUUUGUGAAUAAAAGCAAAAGUAGUUUUCAUCCAGGCAUGAUUCUGACAGUAGAUGAGGCAAUGUGUGUCUUUGUGGUAGAAUAGGCUUCAGAGUGUACACGAAAAACAAACCCAAUAAAAAUGGAAUAAAAUUGUAUGCUCUCUGCGAUUCAUCAAAUGGUUAUAUGCUAAACUGUGAUGUAUACACAGGCUCUGCAGGGAAUGUUGACAGUAGUAUCCAGGGCCUUGUACAAAGGUUGUGUUCGCAGUACUUGGGCAAAGGACAUUGCAUUUAUAUGGAUAGAUACUACACCAGUUAAUCUCUUAUGGACAUGUUGUGGGAAAAUAAAACUCUUGCAGUGGGAACUGUAAUGAAAAACAGGAAAGGUUUGCCACAAAUAUUCAAAACACUAAAAUUAAAAGAAGAUCAGAUAGUUUUUCAAAGGAGACAACAUCUCUUGGCAGUGAAGUGGAAGUGAAAACGACAUGUUUUUUGUCUUUCCACAAAGCAUAAGCCUACCAGCACUAGUAUUCAAGUGAGGGCCAAAGGUGGAAUUGCAGAAAUUGUAAAGCCAGAUGUUAUUAUUGAUUACAAUAAGAAUAAAGCUGUGGUUGACAGAGCAGAUCACUUCUCCAGCUAUUAUCUGUUUGCCCAAAAAACUUUGAAGUGGUGGAAAAAGCUGUUUUUCCACUUGUUUAUCAUGUCGACUGUCAACAGUUUUAUUUUAUGUAAAGAGAAGACUAGGAAAACGUAUCCCUAGUAGACUUUAUUCACAAAGUAGGGAAGAAAUUGGCUGAAAAGGGCAGAAAUACUUUUCAGAGGGCAUUUGCAAGGCACUUUCCAGAGAAGGUCCCACCCACUGAAAAUCAAGGUGAAUACUUGUAGGUAUUGCAAAGUAUGUUCAGACGGGGAAUAAAGAGACGGGUAAGUGCAUCAGGACAGAAGGUAGAUGGUGGUGCAAGGACUGUGACGUUGGCCUUUGCGUCCCACAGUGUUUCCAGGAUUUGCACACAAAGGCUAACUACAUCUGAACUAUUAAAAUACUCUAGUUUACAGGUACCUGCAGUUAGACAUUCCAGUAAUAUUUUUUUAAAAUUUGGAUACAGUAAUAAUGGCAUUAUUCAAGAGAGAGAUCAUGUAAAACUU
Schistocerca nitens (vagrant locust) is the source of this 2069-nucleotide messenger RNA. RefSeq lists its product as uncharacterized. The record is from RefSeq and is a predicted model, not a curated record. Bases 313 to 825 code for a protein of 170 amino acids. NCBI's taxonomy places the organism in Eukaryota, Metazoa, Arthropoda, Insecta, Orthoptera, Acrididae. The transcript has 2 exons.